AUGUUCGUGGCUGCAGCCUUAAAAAUGUUCAACAAAAGCAAGCCCGAUGAGAAACAAAUCCUAGUAGCUAUCCCAUAUGAGCAUUAUCUCGGAUUUGACGAUGAAACGGACGGCUUGAUAAACGGCGAACAAAGCGAGCGCCAAAGAAAAGUGCGUUAUCCGGUCGGUCGGUCGAGAUCACAAAAUGGGAAUCGGCGGUUUUUCAGACGCCGAAGCUAUGCUAGGGUUGAGGAGCAGAACUUGCUCAUUUAG
This is a messenger RNA of Penicillium longicatenatum, 252 nucleotides long. RefSeq lists its product as uncharacterized. The record is from RefSeq and is a predicted model, not a curated record. The transcript has 2 exons. Lineage: Eukaryota; Fungi; Ascomycota; Eurotiomycetes; Eurotiales; Aspergillaceae. Bases 1 to 252 code for a protein of 83 amino acids.